Messenger RNA from Acyrthosiphon pisum (pea aphid), 3379 nucleotides. RefSeq names its product fidgetin-like protein 1. The transcript is spliced from 13 exons. The record is from RefSeq and is a predicted model, not a curated record. The coding region runs from base 1505 to 3301 and encodes 598 amino acids. Gene Ontology annotation, molecular function: ATP binding; ATP hydrolysis activity; microtubule severing ATPase activity. NCBI's taxonomy places the organism in Eukaryota, Metazoa, Arthropoda, Insecta, Hemiptera, Aphididae.
CAUUGAAUUGAAAUAUUUGUUUGAUUUCAUAAAUUUGUUUUUAAAUAAAACUAGUGAGAUAUAAUAUGCAAGAGUAUAUUAGGCAUUUUAUACUGCUUUAUAAAAUUAUUUCACUUUUAUAACAUAACUCCGCACCCCAAAAGUAAAAUUUUAAAUACGUACCUACGUCACUGCGAAAGGACGAGCUGGGUUUCCGGUAUGAACUAUGUUCUAAGUUUUCAGAACGACAAUAAUGCGUAAACGGUAAACAAUAGUAAGCACAGUAAGCACUGUAGGUAAGCAGCAGGCACUAGGCAGUAGUUAACGAAGAAUAACCAUGACAAAAUAGAAUCUAUUUUGUCAUGCGAAUAACGAGAGUCGGUACGGCAAAGUUCAAGCAUUCAAGGGCUGUCAAUCCCAUAGAAUAAAGAUACAUCAAUCCGUUCAUCCGCUCAUAUUUUGGGUAUCGAAAUGGUGGGAGUUGGCUGGGUCCUGGGUGCCGGGUGGUGGGAAACUGGGAAAACCUCCGGAAAAAACCGUUACAAAACACAACAAAAUCAUUAAGCAAUAAGGCGGGAACAAAUACUUAUUUUGGGAUGGGGGUACUUUUCCCGAAAUUUCAUGGCGAGGAAAAAAAAAAAAAAAAAAAAAAAAAAAGAAUGAUAACCCGACCUAGCCAACAUCAAAUAAGUUCAUAUUUUCCGACUACUGUAUACUGUAAUAAAUUGAUAAUUCGAUACCCGGAUUAUUAAGGUCGUACAACGGAAGCACUUUUAGUAUUAUUCACUGUUGACAUUUUAUAAAUUUACACAAAUAUUCAGAUGUCCAUAGCUCCUUCAAUUAUUAACACAUUAAUGUAAACGACCCGUCAAAAUGCAUAGAAAAUUAAACUGCACAAAAAUCAUAUUUCAAAAAUAUAGGUUCCUAUUUGAAUUUUAAAAGUUGACCCUCGAACCCCCCUACCCUAAUUAAUAAAAAAAUUAUUUAAUACCAAAUUAUUUUAGAUUAUAUGAUUCAAAAAGGUUUUCACAUAGGUCAUUUUCCCCUAAUUUAAAUAUAUCAUGGUGAAAUCUGCUCUCACAUGAAAUUUGGAACACCCUGUAUAUUAAGAUUACUACUAUAGAAUAAGAUUGAGACGGUGUUUUCAACUUUUCAGUUCUUAGACCUUUGUACUUACUUUCAGCGCGGCUUUACAUACUUGCUAUAUGCACUGAAUACCUAUGUCCGAUAGCCGUGCUUUAUACGAUAGUAUGGUAUGAUAUUAAAUAUUAAUAUUAUUUUAUGCAAACUAAUAACUAUGAUUAUGGUUUUGCAAGCCGCGGGGGCGAUGGGGCGAUGGGGCAUGAUAACAAUUAACAAUCAAAAAGUAAACGAAUUAUUUUGAAUGCCUGAUUGUCUUUGAAUUUUAUUUUUUAUUAGAAUUAAAAUGGCCAUUCGCUGGACGUGCCAUUAACUAUUACAAUUUUUCCACUUUCUGGCCUGUCAAUUGUAAUACAUAUUUUCUUGCGAAGUCUUUAGAAACGUCAUGUCUGACGACGUAAACGAGAUCGAAGACAAAUUUAGAGAUGUUUAUUUACUCAGUAAGUUCGACGAAGACCUAAACGACGAUUUGAAAACAGCCAAGUCAAAAAGAAAAUGCUUGUACCAGGCAUAUUCCUUGGCUAACUCUUUGAAAGAAACUGAUUGGAUAUGGAACCACAUGAGAUCUGAAUUAAAAUCUUACUCAAAUCUUAUUGACAAUAAAAAAGGAGUAAAUAAUUUUAUGUCAGCUAUUGAUGAAUUAACUUUAGGAACAAACAAUGUAAAAAACUGGAAGAUGAAGACCAAGUUUGAUGUUACAAAACCUGUUAAUGACUUUAAAAAAUCUAUUAAAUGUAUAGAUCUUCAAACCUGUACGAUUGAACCUGGCAAAGAAUUUUACUUGAGUUUUCCAAAAAAACCCAAUGUUUUUCAAAAUGCAAAUAUUUCUAAUAAACAAAUUAUUCAUACAAAUUCUUUUAGAAAUGAAUCACCUACUCAGAUAUUUCAGAUUGAUAAUCAUAAAACAUGUAUUAAAACUCCACCAUCUACAUUUCAGCCUGUUAAUAAUAGAAAAAGAAGUAAAUAUGAUGAAGAUUCUUCUCCACAGCCUAUCUUAAAAAAUAAACGUGAAGAACCUUAUAUUAACCAAUCUCAAUUGAAUGGCUUUCAUACUGCAAAAACAGAAUUGCAUAUUCAAGUUAAAAAACAAAACAAUGUAAAUUCUAGUACUUCAGAAACAUUUAUUAAAAAGUCACUAGGUGUGAAUAAAUCCCGUAGUGUAGUUAGCAAAUUUGUCAAUCCAUCAACUAAUAAUCAAAAUCACCACGGAAAAGAUGAAGUAAAAAAUGAAUCUACUAUUGAUGAAAAUCCAUAUUUAAAAAAUAUUGAUCCUAAGAUGGUUGAAAUGAUUAGAAAUGAAAUAAUUGAAUGUAAAAAUCUAAUCACAUGGGAUGACAUAUCUGGACUACAAUUUGCUAAAAAUACUAUACAAGAGUCAGUUAUUUGGCCUCUUUUGAGACCAGAUAUAUUCAAGGGAAUUCGAAGACCACCUAAAGGCAUAUUACUUUUUGGACCACCUGGCACUGGAAAAACUUUGAUUGGUAAAUGUAUUGCUUCUCAGUCAAACUCAACAUUUUUUAGUAUAAGCGCAUCAACUAUUACAUCUAAAUGGAUUGGAGAAGGAGAAAAGUCUGUAAGAGCUCUAUUUGCAGUAGCAAGAUGUCAUCAGCCUGCAGUCAUUUUUAUUGAUGAAAUUGAUUCAUUGUUAUGUCAAAGAAGUGAACAAGAACAUGAAAGUUCUAGAAAAAUUAAAACUGAAUUUCUUAUUCAACUAGAUGGAGCUGGUACAAAUGAUGAUGAUAGAAUAUUAAUAAUUGGAGCUACAAAUAGACCCCAAGAAUUAGAUGAAGCUGCCAGAAGAAGACUUGUAAAAAAACUUUACAUUAGAUUACCUGACCCACAAGCUAGAAAAGACAUGAUUAAAAAGUUAGUGGAUUCAGAAAACCAUGUUCUAUCUGAUGAUGACUUAGAAAAAAUUGCCUCCCUCAGCAAUGGUUAUUCUGGAGCAGAUAUGAAAAGUCUGUGCCAAGAAGCAUCUCUUGGACCUAUUCGAUCCAUGAGUUUUGAUAUGAUUAAUAACAUAGAAGCUGAUCAAGUACGUCCAAUUAAUUUACAAGAUUUUCUAUCUGCAUUAAAGAUUGUCAUGCCCAGUGUAUCUUCUGAAGAUUUAAAUCAUUAUGUGACAUGGAAUGACAAAUUUGGGUGUAGUGAUACUGGAUGUAGUACCCAGUCAAAUAGUUAAACAUAGCUAAAUUAGUUUACGUUUUUUUACUAUUACAAUAAACAAUAAAAUAUUUUUUUUAAAUAUGAUAUUUUCAAA